This is a messenger RNA of Pestalotiopsis fici W106-1, 1767 nucleotides long. RefSeq lists its product as uncharacterized. The coding region runs from base 1 to 1767 and encodes 588 amino acids. The record is from RefSeq and is a predicted model, not a curated record. Gene Ontology annotation, molecular function: carotenoid dioxygenase activity. Lineage: Eukaryota; Fungi; Ascomycota; Sordariomycetes; Amphisphaeriales; Sporocadaceae. Gene Ontology annotation, biological process: carotene catabolic process. The transcript is spliced from 2 exons.
AUGCCCGAUCCAGAGGCAAUAGACCAGUGCCUCCGACGGGGUUUGGAGCAUGAAGAUGAAGACUAUGAACGCACCGUCCAGAAGCUAGUGGAUCAAGAUCUUGACGACUGGCCUAAUGAAGCAGGCUUUGAGGGCUUAAACGAAGUUCGAGGUCCGGUUGACCUACAUGUCAAGGGCUCUAUACCGUCGUGGGCUGCCGGAAGUCUCUUUCGAACCGGACCGGGUCAAUACAAUGUGGAGGAUACACCUCUGGGCACAUACCGAACCAAGCAUUGGUUCGACGGCUUUGGUCACUCGCACAAGUUCCAAAUAAUACCAAACCAGCUUGACCCGAAUGGCCCAGUCCGUGUCGAGUAUUCUUCGAAAAGGCAGACCGAGGAAUUAGUUGCCGAGAUCAAGAGCACCGGACGGCGCUCCACCAUUACCUUUGGUCAACGGCAGGAUGUCUGUGUCGGCAUUUUUAGCAAAGUCAUGAGUGUCUGGCGCGCCUCAGGCCUACCGCUUCCGACCAAUAUUGAGAACAUCGCAGUGACUGUGCAGGGUAGCGUACCUGGUCUGCCGUUGCCAAACACAAAACAGCCACUCGAGUCCGGGCAUCGGAGCACGCCCAAAGUCUUGUGGCUCGGCACUGACAAUUCGAUUCUCAAGGCGUUUGACACAAACACUAUGGAGGCAUUGGAUUGCAAGGCACACACGACCUUGAAUCCUCUGCUUAAGGGCCCGCUCAGCUGUGCACAUGCUCAGCGAGAUCCAGAGACUGGCGAUUACUUCAAUUACAACCUCCAAUUCGGCCCCGUCUCAACGUACCGUGUGUUUAGAUCGAAUGCAGCCACUGGUACUACAGAUAUCCUAGCGACCAUUGCACAACCCGACGUCCGGCCUGCUUACAUUCAUUCCUUCUUCUUGACACGAUCCUACGUUAUUCUCUGCGUACCAUCAACACAUAUUAGAGCCAUGGGGCUGAGUAUACCUUGGAAUCGUAGCAUCACAGACGCUAUUGACGAAUUCGACGAAAAGAAUCUAUGCAAGUGGUUCGUGAUAGAUCGCCGGGAAGACAAAGGUGUUGUGGCACAGUUUGAAACGCCAGCAGGCUUCUACUUUCAUAGCGCCAACGCCUACGAUGAGCUUGACGGUUUGACGGGGGAGAUCAAUAUUUUCUGCGAUAUGCUCGAGUACCCCAAUACGGACGUGAUCAAGUCGUACGAGAUUGAUGUUCUCAUGGGCAAGAACGGCAUGGGAAAGAACUUUUGGGGAGAUGAAAGUCGAGCACGCAACUCCCAAGUCCGACUGGCAAGAUACAAAUUCAGCAUACCCAAAAACCACCAAUCCAGCGGCGGUUCAACAAAGUACCUGGGAGCACAAAAGAUGUUUGAGAUUAAAGCACCUCACAUCGGCGAGCUUCCAACCAUUAAUCCAAGCUUCGCCACCAAAGAUUAUCGCUACGUUUACAGUCUGCCGAACCGCGGCCGCAGCACGCUGCUCGAUAGCAUCUCAAAGACGAAUGUCAAGACGCGCGAGACUAUUUAUUGGGACAACCCAAAAGGUCAUACGCCGGGAGAAGCCAUUUUUGUCCCUCGCCCGAGAAUCGAGGGUGACAAGGAGGAGCCGGCCGAGGACGAUGGCGUGCUGCUGAGCAUUGUGCUGGACGGACACGGCAAGACGAGCUAUCUGGUCUGUCUGGAUGCGCGGACAAUGAAGGAGAUUGGUAGAGCCGAGUGUGAGUGGGCGAUUGGGUUUGGCUUUCAUGGUAUGCACGUGCCGGCAUAG